Messenger RNA from Asparagus officinalis (garden asparagus), 577 nucleotides. RefSeq names its product expansin-A10-like. Lineage: Eukaryota; Viridiplantae; Streptophyta; Magnoliopsida; Asparagales; Asparagaceae. The record is from RefSeq and is a predicted model, not a curated record. The annotation marks the transcript as partial. Gene Ontology annotation, biological process: plant-type cell wall organization. The transcript has 2 exons. Gene Ontology annotation, cellular component: extracellular region.
CCGCCGGGGGGGGUUUGUAACCCGCCGAAUCAUCACUUCGUCAUGCCGAUCGCGGCGUUCGAGAAGAUCGCUAUCUGGAAAGCCGGGGUUAUCCCCAUUCAGUACCGUCGAAUAAAGUGCAUAAGAGAAGGUGGUGUCCGAUUCACUAUUGAUGGCCGUAAAUUCUUCUACACCGUUCUGAUCAGCAAUGUAGCUGGAGCUGGAGAUGUGACCGCAGUAAAGAUUAAAGGUUCAAUGACAGGUUGGCUUCAAAUGGGUCGAAAUUGGGGACAGAAUUGGCACAUAAGCGCGGAUCUCAAGGGCCAAUCUCUAUCCUUUGAGCUCACAACUAGCGAUGGCGUCACACUCUCCUCUUAUAAUGUUGCACCUAGAGAUUGGACCUUUGGCAAAACUUACACCGGCAAGCAAUUUCCAUUCUAAUUAAAUAUGUAUAAUGCUUUUGUUCAUUACUAUUGUACUAUGAGAAAUUACCAGGAGAAAAAAUUCAUCAGUUUUGGAUGCAUCUUUGAUGGAGUAUGUGAUUUUGUGCAUUAUGCUGUACUUUAAAGUAGCUUUCAAAGGCGAUGUUUUGAUUCUA